GCACAUCACAAAUCAACUCUCUCGCCCUUCCUCACUUAUUUCUCCUCGUCUGUCCCUCCUCUCUUCAUAUCUUCCCCUGCAGACCAACCUUUCCUUUUUCAACCCUCAUCCUCCGUCACCCACGUUCUCGUUCCCGACACCCCUGCUACAUCUAGAACCUCGCAGCCUCUCCUCUGAUGCCACAUCUUUAUUGCUGUGCCUGACUUGCAUCACCUUUCCCUGGUCUUAACCCGCCCUCUCUAUUGCGUAUUGCCGUCGAUCACACUCGACGCAGCGUCCCAAUACAUCUAUCGCCUACCCGCAAGAGCGCGCUAUCUUAGACGGACGCUGGUUCCUCCCGUUUUUCUUCCUCUCUAUCUCAUCGACACCAUCAACCACCAAGAAAACUGCACCCACCCAAGCACUUACUGCUCGUCGACCGAGCAGGAAACGUCACCAAUACUGACCACAACCAUAACGAUCCCAUCACUCUUUCGUGAUGAGUAACGGCAACUCACCCCCCAGCCUGAGAGCUGUUGAUGCCUUUGCGUGCGCCCUAUAUCGUCGCGCCAAGGCAUCGGGACCAGACUUCGACGACGUAGCCAACGUAGUCCGUCGCCUGCACACGGUCCUCAAGCACCUCAAGGUCGAGUCCGAAGACCAAGAUUCCCUCCUCAACUCAGAUGCAUCAUCCGUCUACAACCGCCAGCUCGCACCCCUCGUUGAGGACUGCGACUUUGCCCUCAAGCAUCUCGAGACCAUGAUCGAAAAGUAUGGCGAGGUUACACAGCUUGAAGAGCGUGAGCGUGAUAUGUUGGCCAUGGUUCGCACCAAACUUGCCAACCAGGAAACAGCUAUCGAUAUGUUUCUCGACACAGUGCAGCUGCACAACCCGAGUAAAGCUCAACGCGUUGUGGACGAACAAGGCGGAAACUUGGACAACAUCAAGGACAAGCUGGACGCCAUUGCAGCAAGGUUAUUUGCGCGGAGACACAGCGGAAUUGGCGACGGCGAAGAGGACCUUUGGCAGCAGUUCCGAGUCGAAUUGGAGAAGGAGGGCUUUUCAAAGGAAGUGUUGCGCAAGCACAAGGAGGUUCUGCGUGCCUACGUCCGCGAGCUGGAACACUCAACCGGCAAUGAUGCUACGGCACCGCCAUCCGUCCGCGGGCUGCUCGCCCAAGAGCGCGCAUAUCCCCAUCCAGCCAUGGCGGUUACACCUGCAUCCUACCAAGGCCGUGAUGAUUAUGGCCGUGGAGAGACUUACGGUUCAUACGAUGUCAAGUAUGCUCCGGCUGUAAGAGGUGACCGCCGUAUGGCAGACCAGCGCUCCGCCCCCAAUAUGCCGAAUGAGUUCAGUACCCUUUCCACUUAUGAAAGGGAACACGGCGCGGACGAGGACCAUAACGACUCUCUUGCCCUCAUCUCUACCCGCGACCUCAUGGCCAUGGAUACCAUGAACACCGGCAUGGAGAACCUUCGCCUCACCGCUGCUCAAAACUACAGCACUUCUCCUUCGUCGACCUCGCCAGCAACCCGUUACCUGCCACCAGAUGUUGCAGCCGCUCGCGCAGCCGCAGACUUCUCCUCAUCGCCCUCCAACCUAGGCGUGUCACCACGCUUCGUACCUCCGAUCCCUCAUCCCAACGGUAACGGUGGUCCCCCGUCUGCUUAUGGUGCAUCCCCUCGUACGUCCCAAAGCCGUAUUGCGCCAGACCGCUACGGCAUGGAUAUCCCUCUGGAAGCCAAGUGGACGCGCAUCCGCCGUGCGCUCAUCUCCCCCGAGAUCCUUGAGCGUGCAGGCGUCCGCUAUGAGGCUCGCCCAGACUACGUCGCAGUCCUCGGUGUCCUCAGCCGCGAGGAGAUCACAAAUUACGCUCGUCUCUCUGCCGAGGCCCGCGCGGCACGCUCUUCAAGACGUCACAACGGUGGUGGCCCCCCGCCAAAAGGUGGCCCUACGCAAGGCUCACCCCGCCGCCGCGGCGAUUCACACACCUCAUCAUCUGAGGAGCCUCUCUGGGACUCGUCCGACAACUCAUCAGAAGCCAGCUACCCCGAUGAGGAGAAGGGCAACAAGACGUACUAUAUCGUCCCCCCGCCCUCAGACAAGGAAAAGGGCACAUCACCCGCCGCAACAGUGCAACCAAAGCCCAUUCUGAAGAACAAAAACGAGAACCAUGUUCGCUUCGACCCACAGCCGCACGAGCUCGAUCCCCACGCCUCGUCUCCCCGUUCCUACCGCGACGACCGCGACCGGAGGAGACGUCCCUCGCGCCGCGAGCACAGGGAUUACGAGAGCAGAGACCGUGACGGCCACCACAGAGACCGCGAGCGGGAACGUGACCGAGACCGCGGUGAUCGCGAGAGGGACCGCGACCGCGACGGCCACAGAGAUCGUUACCGUGAUCGAGACCAUUAUCCCGGCCGUCACCAUCGCGAGCGAUCUGACCGCGACAGGCGAGACAAGAAGAAGGCCUGGGGCGAGACGCUGGGCGCUGUGGGCAUUGGUGGUGCCGCGGCUAGUCUGCUCAGCGUUCUUACUGAGGCGGCCUCUGUGCUAUGAUCCUGACAUCUACCUUACCCCCUCAUCUACUCUACCUAUCUACCCAACUACCUA
Colletotrichum godetiae is the source of this 2593-nucleotide messenger RNA. RefSeq lists its product as uncharacterized. The record is from RefSeq and is a predicted model, not a curated record. The transcript is spliced from 2 exons. Lineage: Eukaryota; Fungi; Ascomycota; Sordariomycetes; Glomerellales; Glomerellaceae. The coding region runs from base 479 to 2539 and encodes 686 amino acids.